AUGAAUCGCUCACUUCUCCGCGCUCAAGAGGAGGCUGUGCGAAAAGCAAUAACAGAAGACGAGGCACCAUUAAAACCAAAACACUCGAGAACUAUAAUAGUUGGAACGCACAAGGCAAAGUCAUCUGAAAUGUUUUGGAACUUGUUAGAGUCGAUUCAGUUGGAAAAGCAUCCUGUAAUGACUUGGAAGUUUUGUAAUUUGGUCCACAAGCUGCUCCAGGAAGGGCAUUCAACGGUUCCUCAGGAGACUUAUAGACAUUUGAAUCGAUUCAAGCAACUUGCUCAUUACUGGAUACACAGAGGUAGCUAUGGCCCAUGUAUUCAGGCAUAUUGUCAGUUGCUCCACGAUCGAGUCACUUUUCAUCACAAGCAUCCAUUUUUUCCUGGAAAUUUAGAUUUGACAAACUCACAGAUGCAAAUAUUGCAAGGAAAUGUGGUAAAAAUGUUGGAGAUAACAAGUGAUCUAAUGAGCCAGAUGGAUUUACUACUUGUGUUGCAGGAAAGAGUAUAUGAAAUGAUAAACACACGUCGCUGGAAUUCUCUCAUUCCACAAGAAUGCAUGCUGCUGCCUCUAAUAAGUGUUAUCCAGGAGACCAGUAAAAUCCUCAAUUAUAUUGUCCAUAUCAUGUUCAAACUUCACACUGCCGCCAGAUGUAUUGGAAGGCUUUAGUUCUAGAUUCAAAAUAAUUUCCGAUAAAACAAAAACGUUCUAUGAAUACUCAUCAACGCUUCAGUAUUUCAAAUAUCUUGUCACAGUUCCAACAUUACCAUCGAAUAUACCAGAGUUUAUGCGGAGAUCAGGCGGGAAUUUUACUGAAAAAGAAUCAGAAGCGUCAAGUUCGUCGAGGCUGGAUUCAAGAGAAGAUCACACGAGUGUGUUAAAUUGUGUUGCUGAAAAUGAAAGGCUUUCCAAAGAGAUAUUCAUGCAACAGGCCCUCAACCGCAUUGAACAAUAUGAGAACCGUUUAAUACAAAUGCACGGGGAAUUCGAAUAUGCCAAGCGAGAAGCUGAUGAACAUCGAAAGGAGGUUCAGAGACUUAGAUACGAGUUGGCACUCCGUGAUGCAUCCAGAAAUCAAAAUCAAGCGGCUCUUUAUGACACUCCUCCUGAUGGGUUCAGCAACAAAUUUUGAAG
Molecule: messenger RNA, 1134 nt
Organism: Caenorhabditis elegans
Lineage: Eukaryota; Metazoa; Nematoda; Chromadorea; Rhabditida; Rhabditidae
Source: the annotation of a RefSeq genome assembly